Molecule: messenger RNA, 1535 nt
Organism: Oncorhynchus mykiss (rainbow trout)
Lineage: Eukaryota; Metazoa; Chordata; Actinopteri; Salmoniformes; Salmonidae
Biological process (GO): regulation of gene expression
Cellular component (GO): nucleus
Source: RefSeq, a predicted model, not a curated record
UUUCCAAAAUUCCUUGACUAGAACACGGAAGUAGGAUUGGAAACGACUGUUUUGAUUUUGCAUUCCUUGUGUGGGGUAAAGAAAUACAUACUGACUAAACUGAAUAGACUACCCAACUCACAUUCGACUGAAAAUGUCUAAACUACAAUUGUUGAGUGUGUUUUUAAAUGAGCGUUUAACGGCGGCUGCUGUGGAGAUUUUCGGGGCAGUUGAGAAAACGGUAGUGGAGUACCAGGAGGAGAAUGAUCGGCUACGGAGACUGCUGGGGAUCACACCGGAGAUACGACAACGUAAAAUAGAAUCCCUGCAGCUCUGUGUCUCUGAAGAGGAGGUUCCCCCUGAGCAGCAGCACUGUGAGCAGGAAUGGAGCCCCAGUCUGGGGCAGGAGGACCCAGAGCCCACACAGAUUAAAGAGAAGCAAGAGGAACUCAGGACCAGUCAGGAGGAGCUUCGAGGUCUGGAGCCUGAUAUCAUAGAAUUCAAAUUCACUCCUUCCUGUGUGAAAAGGGAAUGUGAUCCGGAGGACCCACUUUGGUCCUUGACUCUUCCCCAAAUCCAGACUGUGGAGAACAGAGAGAGCGACUGUAAACGAGUGGAUUUCACACGUUUUGGCACUGUGACCCGCAUUAAGGGUCUCAACAUUCCCUGUGACCCUCCAGAUAAUCAGAACAAUGCCUUCAGCCACAGUUCAGCUGUAAGCAGCUACACAGGAGGACUUGACAGCAGCCCACCAUUUGAGCCUAGCCCAUCAUUGGAUCCAAACCCACCAAUGGGGGAACACUAUUCCAAACUCAGCACCACGUCUAUAAAAACUCACCACUGCCGUGACUGUGGUGAAACGUUUCCUCUGAAAGCUGACCUGCAGAGGCAUGUGACUUUUGCCAAGAAGAGAGUCAGCGAAUGCCACUUAUGCAAAAAACUCUAUAACUCCACCUGUAAACUGAAGGCCCAUGUCCAACUAUGUCAUGGUGGUAAACCCUGCACCUGCCCCUUUUGUGGCAAGGCCUUCAAACAAAAAGGACAUCUGUCCAGGCACAUGAAUAUUCACACAGGAGAGAAACCAUUUACCUGUGGUGACUGUGGGAAGAGCUUUAUUCAGAAGGGGGACCUAAGGAGGCAUAUACUGACUCACACAGGAGAGAAACCAUUUAGCUGUGGUGACUGUGGGAAAGGCUUCAUUCGCAAAGAGCACCUAACUGCACAUGUACGGACUCACACUGGAGAGUAAUCAUAUGGCUGCUCAGUCAGAGGUAAAAGAUUAAUUCAGAUGGUAAACCUGCUGACGCAUGUGAGAUACAUCCACGAAGAAAGAAAAUAGGAUGAAAACACUAAAAAGAAAGACAGUUAGGACAAAGAUCUCCUGUCAGGAGAUGGGAAUAAAAAUGGAGGAUGUGAACAACACUCUUAGGAAAGCAAAGCUACUCUGGAUCAUUCCUUCUGUGGGUUUCAGAUAAAUAGAUACGUGAUGGAUUUACUUUAGUAAAAUGUUUUGUGUAAAUAAAGUUUGAUUUGAAUUAAAAGUUUAGGAAAUUAAA